This is a messenger RNA of Entelurus aequoreus (snake pipefish), 1475 nucleotides long. Its product is annotated as transcription factor 7-like. Bases 102 to 824 code for a protein of 240 amino acids. Gene Ontology annotation, molecular function: DNA-binding transcription factor activity, RNA polymerase II-specific; RNA polymerase II cis-regulatory region sequence-specific DNA binding. The record is from RefSeq and is a predicted model, not a curated record. Gene Ontology annotation, biological process: regulation of transcription by RNA polymerase II; canonical Wnt signaling pathway. Lineage: Eukaryota; Metazoa; Chordata; Actinopteri; Syngnathiformes; Syngnathidae. Gene Ontology annotation, cellular component: beta-catenin-TCF complex. The transcript is spliced from 7 exons.
AUUUAUAACGUGCUCUUCAUCGAACGUUAAGGUAGCAUAUUCUAGUUGAUCCACCUGAGCAUCAGAACAAUCACACUUUGGAAGAUUAGAGACCUUCAAGAAUGGAGCAGCUUCUACACACUUUCCAGGGUGCCAUCGAGGGGAUGACAUGGGAGCAGAUCAGCAGCACCCUUAUGGAGGUUAUUGCAGACUGCUCGCCUCCUCCUACUCCUCCUUGCCCCCCGGAACUUGCUCAACUGGACUCAUACAACCUAAGACCUUUAACAAUGGAACAGCUCGUGGACACAUUCCAGGGUGCCAUCGAGGGGAUGACAUGGGAGGAGAUCAGCAGCACCCUUAAGAAGGUUAUUGAAGACUGCUCGCCUCCUCCUACUCCUCCGUGCCCCCUGGAGCCUGCUCAGCUGGACUCGUACAACCUAAUGUCCACCACAGCCGCCAAUACGCUGCACCCAGGUAUCAACUUGUCGUUAAAAAAUCUCCACCCCAUCAGAACGAUAAUGGUGGUCUAUGAGAUCUUGCCAGCCCCUCGAGUCACUGCACCUGCACCAAAACCCUCCAAGGCAAAACCAUCUUUCUGCAGAAGGAGGAAGAGGCAUGAAAAAGAGGACCACAUUAAGAAACCGCCCAAUGCCUUCAUGAUGUUCUUGAAAGAGAACAGGCAAAGCGUGGCGGCGGGCAUGAACGUCAAAAGGAGCACCGAAGUCAACACCAUCCUAGGCCAGAUAUGGAGAUCAAUGACAAUGGAUGAACAGAAUAAAUAUUAUAAAAUGGCUGAUGAAGAGCUACGUCGCAGGAGGAGCAGUAGCAGCACUUUGACGGCAUGAAAUACUGGCUUGCCAAGAUUAAUCGGGCCGUGGCUAUGAUUUGCCGGAAGUGACUGCAAAACAUGUUAUCCAUGACUCUCCCUCCCCCCCAUCAUCAUCACCCACCCUACCCGGCCACCAGUAAAGGUCCGACAGGAUGCUCACCAACAACAAUAGCAACAACAGUAGUUAACUGUUUCAGCUCAUAAGUGGCCUAGUGGUUAGAGUGUCCGCCCUGAGAUCGGUAGGUUGUGAUUUCAAAUCCCGGCCGGGUCAUACCAAAGACUAUAAAAAUGGGACCCAUUACCUCCCUGCUUGGCACUCAGCAUCAAGGGUUGGAAUUGGGGGUUAAAUCACCAAAAAUGAUUCCCGGGUGCGGCUAUGCUGCUGCCCACUGCUCCCCUCACCUCCCAGGGGGUGAUCAAGGGGAUGGGUCAAAUGCAGAGGACAAAUUUCACCACACCUAGUGUGUGUGACAAUCAUUGGUACUUUAACUUUUAACUUUAAACAUGGUUGUUUAAGGCCUUAACCACUAGGGGAGCUUCUUGAUAGAGUUAUACAUAAUGUACAGGUUUGUAUUUUGUUCAUAUUCUGGUGUCGUUUUUAUGUAUAAAUGUAUAUAGUUUUGAGAGUGUGUUGAGGGAAGAGAGAGUUUGGCAGUUAGUAUUUGAA